ACUCACUAUACCCGAGUCAUGUGUGAACUUGAACAUGAAGUCAGGAAAUAAAGCGCAGCCCACGAGCCCGACAGGGAAGUGAGCCGAGCCUACUUUUUUUUUUUUUACCUUGCUGAAACUCGCUGUUCUCCGCCGUGAAGCCACUUGAAGCGUGUUUUUUUUCCCUCCAUCAAAUCAAUGAUCAUUAAUCCAUGAUUGUCCAGCUGCGGGGGAUUAGACUGAAGUGUCCCAUCGAGGCUGGAAAGGUGCAGUAACAUGUUCAACUUCUGAGACAGACGAGGACGAAGAGACAACGGGACCACGGUGUUUUUCAGAUGUUUUGAAAUCUGCGUUUCACGGAAGCCCUGCUUGAUCAUGGCCCAGUGGAUGCACAUGACACAAAUUCUGCAGUGCCUGCCUGAUGAUACAGUGAGCACCCUCUACCCCCCCUCCACCUUCCCCAUUGAAAUCAGACAUUACGAAGCUGAGUGGAUUGAGAACCAGAGAUGGGAAGACUUCACCCCGGAAAAUGUGGAGAAAGAGUGCCAGGCUCAGGCUCUGUUGGACGAGAUCACCAGCCGGCUGCACACAACUGCUCAGCAGAAUGGCAAUGUGGUGGACAGGAUGAAACUGACGCAGAUCUACAGGAACAUGGUUAUGUUUCAGCAGCAGCCUCUACAGUUUGCAGUCAUGGUCAGGGACAUUCUCAGGCAGGAGAGAGCUCUGAUCACUGCGAGCAACGUUCAGCCCUGCCAACCACAACAAAAUAGAGACGUCAACAUGCAGGAAGUUGACCAUCUGGUACUGAAGGUCCUUGAGCUCCAGGAGAUCCGAAAAAAAAUGCACCAGCUGCAAGAAGAGCUCAACUGGGAGAGGCAGAACUAUGAGAGUUUACCAGGGUCAUUCCAACCAAAUGGACUAGAUUCACCCAAGCCAGACAUCCAGAGAGUCCAGACGAACAUCCAAAAUCUGGAGUUCAACUUGCAGGCUUUGUCCACGAAGCGUUUCCAGGUGCUCAGGGAGUGUGUGGACUGUCUGGACAACUGUCAGACCAGAUACAUUAACAGACUGAAGGCGUGGAGGUGGGAGCAGCACAAGGCAAUCAUAGGGCAUCCUUUUGACGACAACCUUAACCCCCUUCAGACCUGGUGUGAACAGCUACUCGGGAUAAAUGGAAAUCUAAGACAGGAGUUGAUGCUAAUAGGAGAACGGAUCUCAGACCUCCAGGAAAGGCUGGGAAAACUUCUGCAGGGUCUGAUUGAAAGUUCCCUUGUUGUGGACAAGCAGCCCCCUCAGGUCAUUAAGACUCAGUCAAAGUUCUCCACAACGGUGAGAUAUCUGCUGGGGGAGAAAGUAGCACCUGGGAAGCCUGUGGUGCUAAAGGCGCAAAUUAUUAACGAACUGCAGGCCAAGAACCUGGGCACUCUAACAAGUGAAAACGUUGGGGAACUGAUAAACAACUCAGCCAUCUUGGAGCACAACACAGCCACCAAGAGCACAUGUGCCACCUUCAGAAACAUGUCCAUCAAGAAAAUAAAGAGAGCAGACAGAAAAGGGUCGGAGUCUGUGACAGAGGAGAAAUUUGCUCUCCUCUUUUCCGCAGAGAUAAGCAUCACAGGGUGUGACACUCCUUACAGGAUACAGAUGAUCUCUCAGCCGGUGGUUGUCAUUGUUCAUGGCAGUCAAGACAACAACGCUUUGGCCACCAUCAUAUGGGACUGUGCAUUUUCUGAACCGGAUCGAGUUCCCUUUGUGGUGCCAGACCGCGUGCCCUGGAGGUUGAUGUGCAACACUCUCAACUGUAAAUUCACCUCUGAGGUCCAGACGCAGCAUAAUCUAGACCAGUACAACCAACUCUUCUUGGCCCAGAAGAUAUUUGACAAACCUGACUUUACGGAGGACUUCAGCAACAUGAUGGUUUCAUGGUCACAGUUUAAUAAGGAGGUUCUUCCCGGUCGAACAUUCACGUUCUGGCAGUGGUUUGAAGGAGUGAUGGAUCUGACUAAAAAACAUCUGAAGACCUACUGGAGUGAAGGGCUGAUAUUUGGGUUCAUUGGAAAGCAACAUCUACACCUGAUUCUUAAAGACCGGCCCAAUGGGACAUUCCUCCUCCGCUUCAGUGACUCUGAGAUUGGAGGCAUCACCAUCGCUUAUGUCACUGCCGCUGGAAAUGGGGGACAAAGAAUCCAGAACAUCCAGCCUUUCACCAAGAGAGACCUUGAGAUUCGUACCCUCGGCGACCGCAUCAGGGAUAUCAACGAGAUAACAUAUCUGUAUCCCAACUUGCACAAACAAGAUGUUUUCAAAAAAUAUUACUCAACGUGUCCACAUGCAUCUGCUGGGGGCUACAUACCUGUGACUCUCACAGCGAAAGUUGGCACAGAAGCUACAAAUCAAGCUGCCAAUAUGACGUCUCUUCCUGACAAUAGUCUUGGUGGCUUCACAAUAGAUGCCACAUGCCGUACUCCUGGCAUGGCCCCUCUUCCCGACAGCCCUGGAAGUGAUUUCUCCAUGUCUCAGAUACAGGGACCGUUCGGCUCAUUGGAGAUUCCCUCUCAAAUGAUGAAUAAUCCAGCUAACUCUCCUGGCUUCCCUGAACACGAUCCUUCAAAUAACACCACGGACAUGGACUUGGACUUUUUUGAAGCUCUCAGUGCUUAGAAAAACUCUCCUACAUGGUGUUUUCGUAGCACAAAGCAGACCUUGAGUAGAGAACGAAGCACAGCUCAUCACAUAUGACUAAUGCUUUGUUUGUCCAGAUGUUUCUCCUUUGCACUUGCAACAUCUACAGUUUAAUCUCCUUUUAAAACUUGGACUUGGUGCAUGGAACUGGUGCUACUUGAAUACAGAAAAUAAAGGCCAAAGUAAAGCUAAAUCCCAACAGAAUCCCUCCACGUCAUUGGGCACUUCUUUCAGAUCUGUCUCACGCGGUGACAGAUUAAUUCAUGUCAACUUCUUUUGUUUACUUAGCUUAUAUCAACGUAAAUAAGAUAAUUACUGUACAGUGACCUGUCAUACCAUAUCUAAGCAUUGUCUUCUGUGCUUAUUGUAUAUUUUUGUUGGGUUUCUUUUUAUUGUAUUUUCCUGUUUUAUAUAAUCUUCUUUAAAGUUUGGUGGGGCCUCAGUUAUAGCAUGUUCUGUAUUUAACCUCAUUAAUACUCAAUAUUCAUGGUAAAUUAGUAAGGUGCAAGCAUCCUUUGGUAUAAUGAGGAUUAAUAACGCAUAAAACAACAAUCUUAUUCAUUGCUGUGAACUUAAUAAUUAUACCGCUCACAUUGCAGCAGAUUGUAGAGUUAAUUAAUGUUUUAAGGAAAUGUAUAUUAACUGUCAACUGAAGACAAACUCAUGUGUGUUUUUCAUCCCAUUACAUGUAUAUUGGGGCUCUAGCAGCUUGAUCUAAAUCGGUAAUAAAACGAAAGUUUUUCUUUUUCAUUUUAAUGCUCUAAUGUACUCACACUCACACAAAUCUUAAAAAAAGAAAAAAGUAUGGGAUUUAAAUGAUAAAACUGGUGCUGAAAUCAGGCAAAUGUACAUUUUUAAACCUUGAUCCUAAAUUGUGACUCAUAAAUAAAUUGAUCCAUGUUGAUUUAACUGUGAAUUUCUUUAUUUUUGUUUUUUAAAUUUUUCAUUUAAACACCUAAACUAAAGUAGGUUUCUAAAGUAAGCUUUGCACCACCUGUCACCACCCUCAAUGUGUGAAUGGAAUAAUAUAGCAUGUUGGACGCUCCAUGCAUGCGUACUUGGAUAAUCUUUCAUGUUUUACAGAUGGAUUUUCGGAUCACAUAGAGGCAACUACAGUACUACAAACCAUGUAAAAUGUUACUUUAGUUACAAAUAAACUUUCAGUUUCUUUCAAAUUG
Molecule: messenger RNA, 3839 nt
Organism: Cololabis saira (Pacific saury)
Lineage: Eukaryota; Metazoa; Chordata; Actinopteri; Beloniformes; Belonidae
Gene: stat6
Product: signal transducer and activator of transcription 6, interleukin-4 induced
Exons: 21
Coding region: 355-2640 (761 amino acids)
Biological process (GO): response to peptide hormone; growth hormone receptor signaling pathway via JAK-STAT; regulation of transcription by RNA polymerase II
Molecular function (GO): RNA polymerase II cis-regulatory region sequence-specific DNA binding; DNA-binding transcription factor activity, RNA polymerase II-specific
Source: RefSeq, a predicted model, not a curated record